AGGCCUCAGCAUCUGUCUGGGUUGGAGGUCAUUCGAGAUCUGUGUGAGGGGAAGCUGGAAGGUGGAGAAAUUGGCUCAACAGAAAUAACCUUCACCCCUGGGAAGAUCAAAGGUGGAACCCACAUAGCAGAUACGAAAACAGCAGGGAGUGUGUGUCUACUGAUGCAGGUAGCAAUGCCCUGUGUGCUGUUUGCUGCUUCCCCAUCAGAACUUCAUUUAAAAGGUGGGACUAAUGCUGAGAUGGCUCCUCAGAUAGACUACACAGUCAUGGUUUUCAAGCCAAUAGUUGAAAAGUUCAAUUUCACAUUUAACUGUGACAUAAAAAAGAGGGGCUACUACCCUCAGGGAGGUGGUGAAGUUGUAGUCCAGAUGUCACCAGUCAAAGAGCUGAGCCCAAUAAACCUGACAGAACGCGGCACAGUGACAAAGAUAUACGGAAGAGCAUUUGUGGCUGGAGCACUGCCUAUAAAACUGGCAAAAGACAUGUCGGCAGCAGCGGUGAGAUGCAUCAGGAAGGAAAUCAGAGAUCUUUACAUUAACAUUCAGCCUGUUCGAGAACCUGAUGAUCAAGCCUUUGGGACUGGAAGUGGAAUAAUUAUUGUUGCAGAGACUUCGACGGGUUGUUUGUUAGCUGGGUCAUCACUUGGCAAGAGAGGAAAGAAUUCUGACAAGGUUGGCAUUGAAGCAGCUGAGAUACUGCUUAGGAAUCUUAAACACGGUGGAACUGUGGAUGAUUCUUUGCAAGACCAACUGAUCAUUUUUAUGGCACUAGCAAAGGGGGUGUCUAGAGUGAAAAGUGGACCGAUUACACUUCACACUCAAACGGCUAUUCACUUUGCAGAGCAGCUAACAAAGGCCAAAUUUACUGUGACAAAAUUGGAAGAGGAAGAUCCCAGUAAAGACACCUACAUCAUUGAGUGCCAAGGAAUGGGGAUGAUAAACCCAAACUUAUAGGGUUUAGGAAAAAAAAAAAAGUAGCAAGCUGACAAAAGCAAAACUCAACAUACCUCAGUGAUGUAUUGCACUACAUUUCAAUGGAUGUACAAUAUGCCUGUGAGCAGGAGGAGCCUUCUGUCACGUCUGAGUGAUUUAACUUCAAGGACGAU
Molecule: messenger RNA, 1106 nt
Organism: Leptosomus discolor (cuckoo roller)
Lineage: Eukaryota; Metazoa; Chordata; Aves; Leptosomiformes; Leptosomidae
Source: RefSeq, a predicted model, not a curated record